Molecule: messenger RNA, 694 nt
Organism: Sodiomyces alkalinus F11
Lineage: Eukaryota; Fungi; Ascomycota; Sordariomycetes; Glomerellales; Plectosphaerellaceae
Exons: 1
Coding region: 177-584 (135 amino acids)
Source: RefSeq, a predicted model, not a curated record
CAAGCAUGCAUACCAACGGUUUUUCUCAGCUGGUCCCACUCGUGUGGCUUGAAGUCCGCAUCCGACUCUGUCAAUAUCAACCUGUCCACCUCCGUUAUUAAGGGCAAAGGAGGGCUCGGGUCGCGAGUUGCCUCGCCCAUUUUCUUUCGGCUUCAGUGAUGAGUGAAAAGAAGUGAAUGAUGCUGGUGAUGCUGAUGCUGAUGCUGAUGCUGAUGCUGAUGCUGAUGCUGAGCCUCCGUCAAUGGCGCUUAUUGACUCGGCUCAGGGGGCGGUGUUCGGGUUGGGUGGGGCAAAGUGGCCAAUUGCCAAGUCGUCCCAGAUUUUCGUUUCGCAGUGUGUACAGUAGUGUAUGUCCGAAAGCCAGAAGCGAGCUUCGUUCGUCCGGGUUGAGGCUCAACUUCGACUUCGUGAUAAGUUGUCUGUUCAUUCACAAUCGAGUCCUUCUUCACUCGUCUCCACCGUUUCCUUCCCUCCUACUUUUUCAGCCUUGUAACCCUUUAAAAAUGGGUUGCCCUACCCCUCCCCUUCCUUUUCCACCCGAUCCCUGCGCUGUAAAAUCCGUCGUGUCAAGGAUGCCGACGUGAUUGGAGGACUGCGCAGAAACGGUGUAGGUGUAGUGCUCCGUACAGACCGUUGAUUGAAUGCAUCGCACACCGCCCUGUGGGUUGCAGUGGCGAGGGACUUUUGGUGGAAU